This is a messenger RNA of Lineus longissimus, 2276 nucleotides long. RefSeq lists its product as uncharacterized. The record is from RefSeq and is a predicted model, not a curated record. The transcript has 4 exons. Bases 1 to 2235 code for a protein of 744 amino acids. NCBI's taxonomy places the organism in Eukaryota, Metazoa, Nemertea, Pilidiophora, Heteronemertea, Lineidae.
AUGGCUCUAAGUAAGAAAAAGAAGGUUGCUACGGCUUUGAAUGAUAUUCGGGAUUAUAACAUGCUGAACAUUUCGGCCCCUGACUUUGUUUUAGCGACGAUAAAUGAUUAUUUUCUUGAGGAGUCUGAUUCGGAGUCCGACAAAGCUGAUACUGAUAGUGAUUCAGACUCUGAAAUGCUUGAAGGUACAAAUGAAAACAGCGUUGGUGAUGAUGAAUUGGUUGCUAACAACUUGACUGAAACAUUUAAUGUUGGAGAGUUAGACCCUGAGCUGUUGGAAAUGGUUGAAGAUGCAGCAAACAACGUGUUGGUGCAUGCAGACAAUGUUCAUGAUGAUGGUGGUGCACCUGCUGGUUCAGAUUCUGAUGAUGAUGAUGAUGGACCCCUUCUAGAGGACAUGCAGGAUGCUGUGGGCUUACGAGAGGGUGCCGCCUUCAGUGAUACAGAUGCAGAUCUUGAGGCUGUUAUGAAAUUUAGUUGUGGGUGCAAGAAGUUCAAAGAAGGACAGUGCAUCAAACAGUUUGACGAUCGCUGGAUAGUUGCACUCCGUCGCAACAUGAUGGAGUUUACGUCGGCUGAAAAAGAUCUGGUAUUGAUGGCAACCCUGAGGGUGAACUUUAACAACUCGGAGAAAAGAGUCAACCACAAACAUGGUCCUGUUGAUAAGGAUCGACUGCAACCGAACAACCAGUAUGUUAUUGAAGGAAAGUCUGUCUGCCGUUCAGCCUUCAAGUUCAUGCACAACAUCAGCCAGAACAAGCUAACAGCUUGCAUUGCAAGUUAUAAGACAAAGGGGAUGUGCCAUAGGGAGAAGAAAGCAGGUGGUCGUAAAUUCAAUCGUCGUGCCCUCACGUAUGAAGAUACUCAGCGAAUCAACACAUUCCUGAUCAACUUUGCUGAACAGUAUGCCCUCGUCCUCCCAGGCCGCGUACCAGGUUUCAAGAGAGCAGAUCUCAAGCUUCUACCCUCUUGUGAAACGAAGGUAUCGAUAUGGAGAAAAUACUGCAAGGCUGUAACUGAUCUAGGUCAUCGAACUGCCAAACUGAGUGCCUUCAAGUCAGUAUGGAAGAGUGUUGCACCUCACAUUGUGAAGACCAAACCGAUGACGGACUUGUGUGGGGAUUGCCAACUGAACAACUACAAGAUAUAUCGUAGUGCAAAUCUCCCCAACUGUGUGAAGGAUGCAAAGUUACGGAAGCAGGAGGAGCACCUCAGGAUCGUUGAACAGGAACGAGAUGUUUUGCGGGCCAUGACCAACGAGGCCAAGAAAACAGUAGCUGAGCUUGGUAUAGUGACCCUAUCUGCGAGUGAACCUUGCUCCAAGGAUAUUUCUAUGCAUUACAGUUUUGACUUUGCCCAGCAAGUCCACUACCCAUACAGUCCUUACCAACCAGGGCCAAUCUAUUUUCUUACACCGAGGAAGUGUGCCAUUUUCGGGGUCUGCUGUGAAGCACUCCCACAGCAGAUCAACUACUUGAUUGAUGAGGGUAUGGCGUCAUCAAAAGGUUCGAAUGCAGUGAUAUCUUAUGUUCACCAUUUCCUUGGAAAUUACGGCUUAGGUGAAAAACAUGCGGACUUACAUUGUGAUAAUUGCUCUGGACAGAACAAAAAUAAGUUUGUUGUGUGGUACCUGCUAUGGCGAGUCAUGAAUGGAUAUCAUGACUCUAUCACUAUGAACUUCUUGAUCGCCGGCCAUACGAAGUUUGCACCAGAUUGGUGUUUUGGGCUUUUCAAGCAACGGUUUCGGAGAUGCGAGAUGAACACUCUGAAUGACAUCGCUGAUGCAGUCACUACAAGCGCAAAUGCAAACCGACCUCAGCUGGUGGGAAAUGAACAAGGAGAGUCUUAUGUCAACAUGUACGAUUGGCAGGAAUUCCUGAAGCCUUUCUUCAAGCCGCUGGAUGGAAUCAAAUCGUUGCAUGUCGUGAGGUUUGAUAGUAGACAUCCUGGUGUUGUUUUCACGAAGGAACUGUCCUCAGACACAGUGGAAAAAGCCGUCCAACUGCUCAAGAACGUUAAUCACCUUCCACCACGUGAACUCCCAACUCGUUUGAAACCACCUGGAUUAGACUUUGCACGCCAGAAGUAUCUUUUCGACAAGAUACGGGAUUACUGCAUGAGUGAGGACUCGAAAGACAUUGUUUGUCCCAAGCCGGUAGCUGUAGCAGCAGCAGAUGACAGUUCAGAUGGUGAGGAAUAUAGAGCUCCACCUCAGAAGAAGGGACGAAAGAAAUAAUGUAUAUUAUUUGAUGAUAAAUUUGUGUUUUCAAUGGAAUG